This is a messenger RNA of Drosophila obscura, 581 nucleotides long. RefSeq lists its product as uncharacterized. The coding region runs from base 104 to 463 and encodes 119 amino acids. The record is from RefSeq and is a predicted model, not a curated record. Lineage: Eukaryota; Metazoa; Arthropoda; Insecta; Diptera; Drosophilidae. The transcript has a single exon.
AAGUUGGCACAUUCCCAAAUUCUGACACUUAGACAGGAACCUCUACAGCCUGCUCUACAACUACAACUACAACGACAACUACAACGACAACCACAACGACAUUAUGCCAACAGAUCAGGUCAUAGCGGAGCGCUGCAAGCGAUCCGUUAUUGCUCACUUGGCGGCCAUCGAUGACCAGUGGAAGGAGCGCCUAUCCUGGUACCCGCAAAUGCAGGCCAGCCUCUAUGGACGGGUUCCCCAGAUCUACUUGGAGAGCCGUCAGAUGUACGGGGACGAGCAUUUUCUGCGCUACGCUCGUCGCCAUCGCCUGCACAAGAAGCACACGGUGACCAAGCAGGAUGCGGAGAGGAUUUUGUUGGAGCGCCAGGAGAAGCUCGACGCAGAUGCUCUGGACUGCAAGGUCCCACCCACUGAGUAUGGAGAAUAUGGCCGCGUCAAGCCCUCCCGCCAGCACUUUUGCUAGGCUCCAGCUUCGAUUUCCAGCUGUAGCUCCUCCAGUUAGUUGUCAUUUAAGCUCGUAGUUCAGUUCCCCUAUAUUUGUAUAUGGCAUACGAUUAAAAUAUCAUCGCCUGCUGACAAUG